Messenger RNA from Closterium sp. NIES-67, 4609 nucleotides. The record is from the annotation of a GenBank genome assembly. NCBI's taxonomy places the organism in Eukaryota, Viridiplantae, Streptophyta, Zygnematophyceae, Desmidiales, Closteriaceae.
UGGUGGUAAAUCAGCCUCCUGAGCAAAUGCAUGCAUAGACUGCAUUGCACUUCUUGGAAUGGCGUGUCAGUAAAGGAAAUGUUCGCCACUCGAUGCGAGUUAGCGUCCAGCGGGAGCUUGGUUGGCGUUCUAAGAUGAUCGAAAUUGGCUAUCGUCGGAGUGCACAAGCGCCUGACAGAAGGGUGUUAGAAUUCAGGCCGAUGCGUUCAUGAGAACGCCUAUUGCGUCCGCGAUCAUAUAUCUAUGUAGCGAUUAUCUCCAAUUUUGCUUUAGCCGCCCAAUUUCUGUCGGUAUUGUAGCUUUUUCAGGAUACCCGCGCUACCCGCGCUGAAAACAGCGUUCUUGCCGCCGCACGCGUGCCGCUUGGCAGCCUCCUGACAUCCGCCUGACAGAAGCCUGACGAAGGCCUGACGGAGGCCUGACGGAGGCCUGACCUGCCUGACCCAGGUUUGACCGAGGUGGCACCGGAGGCGAACCAUGGCUGACGGCGUCGCUGCUGCUGCCAGCCUCACCAUCGGUGACGAGCGGCAGGCGGAAGCUGACGUGGCAGUGACAAUAGCGGACGGGAGUGCUGCAGGCGCGCAGAAAGCCGGCAGGGAAGCGGCGCGCGAUGGGGAGAGUCUGGAAGCGGGGAUGCUGCAGGGCGGGGCGGGGAAGGACUCGAGCCGGGCGGAGCUGUGGGAGGGCGGGGAGGAAAAGAAUGGUGGAAGCCGUGGUGACGCGCGCCAGCAGCAUGGGGAUGCGCCUCAUGGGUGUGGGGACGUGCAGCGCAUGCGCCGGGGGGAGCGGCAGCGGGUGGUGGAGGCGGCGCUGGAGACAGUGGAGCAGGACAACGAGGCGGUGAUGGCGAAGAUGCGGGCGCGGCUGGACAGGGUGAAUCUGGAGCCCCCAUCAGUGGAGAUUCGAUUUGAGGAUGUCAGUGUGGAGGCUAGGGUGUAUGUGGGCAAGAGAGGACUGCCCACCCUCCCUAACUUCACACUCAAUAUGAUCACAUCCUGGCUGCGCAGCAUGCGCCUGCUGCCCGACGCGAGGCGCCGCUUCCCCAUCCUCCACGGCUGCAGCGGGGUGCUCAAACCGGGCAGGAUGACGCUUCUCCUUGGCUCACCUGGCGCUGGCAAGACCACACUCAUGACUGCCCUGGCUGGCCACCUGGACAGGCACCUGAAGCUCGCCGGCUCCAUCACGUACAAUGGGCAGGAGCUGAAAGAUUUCAACCCUGCCCGAACAGCGUCUUGUGUGCCACAGACCGACGAGCACAUUGGCGAGAUGACCGUUAGGGAAACCCUUGACUUCUCCGCUCAGCUGCAGGGCCGCGGGCCGUUCAGAGUGCUUGUGGAGGAGUUGGAGAGGAGGGAGAGGGAGAUGGGGGUGGAGCCGGAUGCGACAACAGCCCUGCUGAUGAAGGCCAUGGCAGUGGAGGCCAACCCGUCCAACAUGGUCACCAACUAUCUGCUGCAGCUGCUGGGGCUGGGCAUCUGUGCGGACACAGUGGUGGGCAAUGCUUUGGUGCGAGGCAUUUCAGGCGGGCAGAAGAAGAGGCUGACCACAGGCGAGGAGAUGGUGGGCAUGAGACAGGUCCUCCUGAUGGACGAGAUCAGCACGGGCCUCGACUCCUCCACCACCUUCCUCAUCGCGCGCUGCCUGCACCACCUCACGCACGCGCUGCGCACCACCACGCUCGUCGCGCUGCUGCAGCCUGCCCCCGAGACCUUUGCGCUCUUCGAUGACGUGCUACUGCUGGCAGAGGGCCAUGUGGUGUACCACGGGCCCCGGGAGGGCGUCAUGGGGCUCUUCCAGUCACUUGGGUUCGACUGCCCGCGCAGGAAGGGAGUUGCGGACUUCUUAUUGGAGGUGACGUCAGCCAAGGACCAGGCGCAGUACUGGGUGGACCGGUCUCAGCCGCACGAGUUCAUGGCGCCUGGCGAUAUCGCCGCCGCCUUCCGCCACUCCGCCAGCGGCAAGCAGAGGCAGGCAGAGCUGGCGGCCCCCUUCCCGCCCACAGAUGCGUCCAAGUCAGCACUGGAGUUGGCGCCCUAUGCCCUCUCGGCCACUCAGAUGCUGACAGCUGUCUUCGCCCGGGAGUGGCUGCUGAUGAAGCGCAACGCGCUGCUCUACAUGGCGCUCAUCAUGCAGGUCAUAUUCACAGGGCUCAUGUCAUCCACAGUGUUCCUGUACACGCAGCGCUCCAUCACCGCCAAGGACGGCAACAUCUACCUGGGGGUGCUGUUUCUGGGGAUCACCAUGAUGCUCUUCAACGCUUUCUUCGAGCUCCUGCUCUUCACGCUGCGCCUCCCCAUCUUCUUCAAGCAACGGGAUGCGCGCCUCUUCCCCGCCUGGGCGUGGGUGCUGCCCAUGGCGCUGCUCUCGCUGCCGCUUUCUGUGGUCGUCGCGUCCCUCUGGACGGUCUGCACCUACUUCCUUGUUGGCUUUGCGCCCGAGGCUGGAAGGUUCUUCAUCCAGCUGCUCAUCUUCUUCCUCAUCCACCAGGUGGGCGUGGCGCUCUUCCGCCUGCUGGGCGCGUUGGGCCGCAACCUGGUGGUGUCCGUCACCCUGGGCAACUUCUGCUUCAUCCUCCUCUUCCUGCUCGGGGGCUUCAUUGUUGCCAAAAACGACAUCCGGCCGUGGUUCAUCUGGGCGUACUGGAUGUCGCCCAUCACCUACGCACAGAACGCCAUCUCUGUCAACGAACUGCUCGCCCCCCGGUGGCAAGUGUCCACAGCGCCCCUGGUCCCCAACUCCACGGUGGGGCUGGUGGUGUUGGCGGGGCGCGGGCUGCCCUCGGAGAGCAAGUGGGUGUGGAUCGGCGUUCUGGCACUCAUCGGCUUCACUCUCCUCUUCAACGGACUCAUCGUCGUCGCCCUCUCCAUCCUCCACCCAUGGGCCAAGGACCAGCCAGUGACAGAGGAGCAGCUGGAGGCCAGGGUGGAGGCAGCAGUGGGCCUCACGCCCACCACAGCCACCAGCAGACGCCUCUCCAGGCGCUUCAGCAGCAGCAAGGGCAAUGCUGGCGGCGGCGAUGGUGGGGGGGACAUGGGCUCGCUGCCCAUCAGCAUCAGCAUCACCCGCACCCAGUCAGGGCAAAGCUCCCGCUCUGUGGGGUCCCGCAGUGGAGCCCUCGAGCGGUACUGUGAGAGAGUCUCCUCCUCUCGCUCCCUCGGCGGCCCACUCGAGCCCUCUCUGUCGCGUGACCUCUCCGUGCCGCCCGCCACCACGCGCGGCAUGGUGCUCCCCUUCCAGCCGCUGCCCCUGUCGUUCCACAACGUGUGCUACUGGGUCGACAUGCCACCCGCCAUGCGCUCCCAGGGGGGGGACACGCCCUCCCGCCUGCAGCUCCUGAGGAACGUCUCUGGGGCGUUUCGCCCAAAAGUGCUGACGGCACUGGUGGGGGUGACGGGCGCGGGGAAGACUACUCUCAUGGAUGUGUUGGCAGGGCGGAAGACGGGGGGAUAUAUCGAGGGGGAUGUGCGCGUGGCGGGGCACCCGAAGGUGCACAAGACGUUUGCGCGCGUGUCGGGGUACUGCGAGCAGAGCGACAUCCACUCCCCGCAGGUCACGGUGCAUGAGUCGCUGCUGUUCUCGGCGUGGCUCAGGCUGCCAGCCGACAUCGACAGGGACGUGAGGGAGGAGUUCGUGGAGGAGGUGAUGGAGCUGGUGGAGCUGGACGUGCUGCGGGGCGCGCUGGUGGGGCUGCCGGGGGUGAGCGGGCUGUCCACGGAGCAGAGGAAGCGGCUCACCAUCGGGGUCGAGCUGGUGGCCAACCCCUCCAUCAUCUUCAUGGACGAACCCACCUCAGGUCUGGAUGCGAGGGCAGCGGCCAUUGUGAUGCGCACGGUGCGCAACACAGUGGACACGGGAAGGACUGUGGUGUGCACCAUCCACCAGCCGUCCACCGAUAUCUUUGAGGCGUUUGACGAGCUGCUUCUAAUGAAGACAGGAGGACAGGUUAUUUAUAUGGGGCCUCUGGGGGUCAACUCGAAGCAUCUCAUCAGCUAUCUUGAGGCAAUACCCGGGGUGGCCCCCAUCCCCGAUGGCUACAACCCUGCCACGUGGAUGCUUGAAGUCACAGCGCCUGCUGCUGCUGAGAGCAUUGGGGCCGACUUUGCAGAAAUAUUUUGCAGCUCGCAGCUUUUCAGGGACAACGAGGCGCUGAUCGCUCCCUCUCCUCUCCCGCUCCCAACUCCGCGCCCACUGCACUUCCCCACGCGCUACGCCACCUCCUUCCUCACGCCAGUUCGCCGCCAACUUCUGGAAGCGCCCCUCAUGUACUGGCGUGCGCCCGACUUCAAUGCCGUGCGCUUCUUCCUCGCGGUGUGCAUGUCGCUGAUCAUGGGCGCCAUCAUGUUCAGCUUCGGGCCACUCCCACACCACGCAGCAGGAGGUGCUGAACGUGAUGGGCGCCCUCUACGUGACGGCCCUUCUCAUGGGGUGGAACGCAGCCACGUCCCUCCAGCCCAUGCUGUGCACCGAGCGCACUGUCUUCUACCGAGAGCGCGCCGCCGGGCUGUACGGGUCUCUCCCGUAUGCUCUGGCGCAGGGUGCGAUCGAGGCGCCGUACAUAGUGGUGGAGGCGCUUGCUGCUGUGCGUGAUCACAUAUGCGCUGCUGGUGCU